AUGUCACAUGAGCAUGCAGUGAGCAUCAACAAAGCCAUCAACACACAGGAGAUUGCUGUCAAAGAGAAGCAUGCCAGGACGUGCAUAUUGGGCACGCAUCAUGAGAAGGGGGCUCACACAUUCUGGCUUGCUGUCAACCGCCUGCCCCUUUCCAGCAAUGCAGUGCUCUGCUGGAAAUUUUGCCACGUCUUCCACAAGCUGCUGAGGGACGGCCAUCCAAACGUCAUUAAGGACUCCAUGCGGAACAAGGCUGACCUGAACGACAUGAGCAGGAUGUGGGGUCAUCUGAGUGAAGGCUACGGCAAGUUGUGCAGCAUCUACCUCAAACUGCUCAUCACCAAAAUGGAGUUUCACAUCAAAAAUCCCCGUUUCCCAGGCAACCUUCAGAUGUCAAACAGCCAGCUUGAUGAGGCGGGUGAGAACGACGUCAAUAAUUUCUUCCAGUUGACGGUGGAGAUGUUUGAUUACUUGGAGUGUGAGCUGAACCUUUUCUUAGGUGUGUUCAGCUCAUUGGAUAUGUCUCGCUCUGUGUCGGUGACAGCAGCCGGUCAGUGCCGUCUGGCCCCUCUUAUCCAGGUCAUUCUGGACUCCAGUCAUUUGUACGACUACACCGUCAAACUGCUCUUCAAGCUCCACUCCUGUCUGCCGGCAGAUACUCUGCAGGGCCACAGGGAUCGCUUCCAGGAGCAGUUUAAGAAGCUGAAGAGUCUGUUCUAUCGCUCCAGUAACCUGCAGUAUUUCAAGAGACUGAUUCAGAUCCCACAACUUCCUGAGAAUCCACCAAACUUCCUGCGGGCGUCAGCCCUCUCCGAACACAUCAGUCCAGUGGUGGUGAUUCCGGUGGAGUCUUCGUCCCCUGAGAGUGAACAUGUAGCAGAGACCGAAGACCUGGUGGACACGGACAUCCCACCUUUACCGAGCACUGUGGAUAGCAAAUUCGACGACCUCUUUGGCACCUCAGCUGCUACAGACCCGUUCAACUUCAACAGUCAGAACGGCAUGCGUAAAGAUGAGAAAGACCGUUUGAUUGAGCAGCUCACAGCGGAGCUACAGGCCCUGAAGGAGGAGCUGGAGUCCUUCAGAUUGGAGAGUGGCCGUCUUUGUCAAGCACUACGGGGGCGUGUGAACGAGCUGGAGGCGGAGCUUGCAGAGCAGACUCACCUGAAGCAGCAGGCAUUGGGUGAGAGCGAGUUCCUGAGGGUGGAGCUAGACGACCUGCGCAGGGUCAAAGAGGACACAGAGAAAGAGCAGCGCAGCCUGAGCGAAAUCGAGAGAAAAGCACAAGCUAAUGAGCAACGCUACACCAAGUUAAAGGAGAAAUACACAGAGCUGGUCCAGAGCCACGCUGACCUGCUGAGGAAGAAUGCUGAGGUGACGCGUCAGAUGACGGUGGCCCGUGCCGCCCAGGAUGAAGUGGAGAAUGUGAAAAAAGAGAUGCAGGACAGAGUGAAAGCUGCUCAGGAUACUGCCAGUCAGGAGGAGAAGGCUCAGUUAGAGCAGCUUCAAGCUCUACAAGCCGAGCUCAUGUCCAGCAGAUCUGAGCUAGAGACCCUGAAGAGUACCGUCACCUCCUCCCAACAGUCAAACGAGCAGCUCAGUACUCAGCUGUCUACUCUAGAGGCUGAGAAGGUGGGGCUUAUGGAGACUGUAUCUCAGAAGGAGGCGGAGCUAGCCAGUUUGGGGGUGGAUUUAGAGCGUGUGCAAAGCAGUCUGACCAAUGAGAGGGAGAGUGGUGUGAAAGCUGCUGAGACCCUGCAAAACCAACUCAAUGAGAAGGAGAGUCGUGAGCAGGCUCUGGAGAGCGAGCUGGUCUCUUUGCGCUGGGCGGCUUUGCGGGCAGCACUAGAGGAGGCGGGGAGGAUCGUACAAGACAGCCUGAAUCAGCUAGACGACCCUGCACACAUCAGCUGCACCAGUUCAGCCGAUUACCUGGUGUCCAGAUGCCAGGUGGCUCUGGACUGCGUGGAGAGACUGCAGUCGGCCAGAGACGGCUUUGUAUCAGAUAACACGGAUGUGUCUGGACUGGUGCGGGCAGUGACUCAGUUCGCUCACCUGGUGGGCGAUGUCAUCGUGCAGGGCAGCGCCACCUCCCACAUGGUGCCAGUGGAGCAAGCUGACGCAUUGGCAGACAACGUGAAGGCAUGUGGCGUGGAGGCCCUGGCGUUGCUCUGCCAGCUCAAGGAGCAGGAGUCUAAUUGGACGGCAGACUGCAGCCGGCUAAGGGCGGCACUGGAUACCGUGAUGGCCUUGGGCGAGAAGUUGCGUCCUCGGGGGCUAGAACUGCAGCAAGGGGAGCUGGGAGAUCUGGUGGAGCAGGAGAUGGCAGCCACAUCGGCAGCUGUGGAGUCAGCUGCCGCCAGGAUUGAGGAAAUGCUCAAUAAGUCCAGGGCGGUUGACACUGGAAUCAAAAUGGAAGUCAAUGAAAGGAUCUUGGCGUCCUGCACAGAUCUCAUGCAGGCCAUCAAAGUGCUGGUGCUGUCCUCCAAAGACCUGCAGAGGGACAUCGUGGAGAGCGGCAGGGGGGCCGCAUCUAUGAAGGAGUUCUACGCCAAGAAUUCCCGAUGGACGGAAGGUCUCAUUUCCGCCUCCAAGGCCGUGGGCUGGGGUGCCACCAUGUUGGUUGAUGCAGCUGAUCAGAUGGUGCAAGGAAAGGGCAAGUUUGAGGAGCUGAUGGUGUGUUCGCAUGAGAUCGCUGCCAGCACGGCUCAGCUGGUCGCAGCAUCUAAGGUCAAAGCAGACAAGGACAGUCCAAACCUUUCCCGUCUCCAGCAGGCCUCCAAAGGGGUCACCCAGGCCACAGCAGGGGUCGUGGCAUCAACCAAGUCCGGCAAGUCUCAGAUCGAGGACACAGAAACAAUGGACUUUUCCGCAAUGACACUCACUCAGAUCAAGAGGCAAGAGAUGGACGCACAGGUGCUGGUGCUGGAGCUGGAGACUCGGCUGCAGAAAGAGCGGGAGCGACUGGGUGAACUGAGGAAGAAGCAUUACCAGCUCGCUGGCGUCGCAGAGGGCUGGGGAGGAGAGGAAGAGGGAAGGGGUUGAGACUCGUCACGUUCUGUGCAGCAGCCCUACAGACGUGGCGCUUGACGUCUUUAUAUACACACUAUCUUUCCCUUCUCCCUUUUUAUUGUACUUUUUAACUCUUUGAUUUCUUUAUUGUACAUUAAAGCCAAAUAAAAGGUGCUUUUUUUU
Molecule: messenger RNA, 3192 nt
Organism: Sinocyclocheilus anshuiensis
Lineage: Eukaryota; Metazoa; Chordata; Actinopteri; Cypriniformes; Cyprinidae
Product: huntingtin-interacting protein 1-like
Exons: 31
Coding region: 1-3042 (1013 amino acids)
Biological process (GO): clathrin coat assembly; actin filament organization; endocytosis
Cellular component (GO): clathrin-coated vesicle; cortical actin cytoskeleton; presynapse
Molecular function (GO): clathrin-cargo adaptor activity; phosphatidylinositol-3,4-bisphosphate binding; actin filament binding
Source: RefSeq, a predicted model, not a curated record